Molecule: messenger RNA, 944 nt
Organism: Gilbertella persicaria
Lineage: Eukaryota; Fungi; Mucoromycota; Mucoromycetes; Mucorales; Choanephoraceae
Product: exosome complex component RRP43-like protein
Exons: 4
Coding region: 8-832 (274 amino acids)
Biological process (GO): exonucleolytic trimming to generate mature 3'-end of 5.8S rRNA from tricistronic rRNA transcript (SSU-rRNA, 5.8S rRNA, LSU-rRNA); U4 snRNA 3'-end processing; U1 snRNA 3'-end processing
Cellular component (GO): cytoplasmic exosome (RNase complex); nuclear exosome (RNase complex)
Source: RefSeq, a predicted model, not a curated record
CUUCGUUAUGUCAACAAGCGAUAAUUUCGAAAUAUUCAGUAGAAUACAGCCUCAUGAAUACUUAAAACGUUUCUUGGGUCAAAAAGUGCGUCCAGAUGGAAGACUAUUAAAUGAAUUUCGAAAGACAAUGAUUACCUCAGGUGCUGUUUCUACAGCCAAUGCAAGUGCUAUGGUGCGUUUAGGUGGUACUACUGUUGUAUGUGGUAUUAAGGCUGAAGUGUGUGAACCCAAAUUAGAUACAAACCAAGGCUAUUUAGUACCCAAUGUUGAAUUAUCACCUUUAUGUUCACCUAAAUUUAAGCCGGGACCUCCUCCCGAAAAAGCACAGGCUGUUUCCGAGUUUAUCAAUCAAUUGUUUAUAAAAUCCGAGAUCUUUCCUUUAGAGAAAUUAUGUAUUGAAGAAGGAAAAGCUGUUUGGGUAUUAUAUGCUGAUAUUGUAUGUCUGAAUUAUGAUGGCAAUAUUUUAGAUGCCAGUUUAUUAGCAUUGAUGACUGCAUUAAAAGACUUAAAAUUACCUAAAGCAACCGUGUCUCCUUCUAUGGUAGUUGAAGCUGAUCCUACACAACUUGCAGAACCCAUUCAACUCUCACGACAUUUAGUUGCAUCUACCUUUAGUGUGUUUAAUAACCCAGAUGUGAUCUUGUCUGAUGCGAAUGAUACUGAAGAAAGCUUAGCUAGAGAAACAGUUACGAUUGUGAUGGAUUUAGAUUACAACCUUUGCCGAGUCUAUAAGAAUGGUGGAAUGACAGUAACUGCAGAAGGUUUAAAACAAUGCAUUGAUAAUGCAAAGCAACGUACCAAUCAAGUCAAGUUAUUAAUAGAAGCUAUUUGAAUAAAGAAAGUAUGUAUUAUUAUUAUAUAUAUAUAUAUAUGUAUGUGUGUGUGUGUGAGAGAAAGAGACAGAGAAAAUGGAACCCCUUAUUUGGUAUGUUGACCGCGGCGCA